This is a messenger RNA of Melopsittacus undulatus (budgerigar), 3478 nucleotides long. It is a transcript of the gene SERTM2, whose product is annotated as serine rich and transmembrane domain containing 2. The transcript has 2 exons. The coding region runs from base 997 to 1278 and encodes 93 amino acids. The record is from RefSeq and is a predicted model, not a curated record. Gene Ontology annotation, cellular component: intracellular membrane-bounded organelle. NCBI's taxonomy places the organism in Eukaryota, Metazoa, Chordata, Aves, Psittaciformes, Psittaculidae.
CCGUCCUCCCUGCUGAACGGCUGCCUACCGCUGGGCAGGGAGGGGGCUGCUUCCACCCGAGCAGUGAGGCUCCCGAAGGGAAGGUUCCUUGUCCCCCUUCUCCCAUCGGCCGCGGAGGGAGAGCACCAGCAGUGAUGCUGAUCAGUCAGACUGUCAGUUGACAGUCAGACUGUCAUCUCCAGAGCGGGAGGAAGAGCCGUGCCUGCCAGCGAACAGCGCGACUUCAACAGCAAAGGAGAAGAAAGUGUACUCGCCGUGUCUUGCUGAACAGACAAUAAUCCUGACUCCAGCAAUCAGACAGCAAAACUCUUCUGCACGAAUCCCACUCCCUGGGAGGAGAUGUUCCCAGAUAAAUCACCAGCAAGCUUAUGGGCUGCACCAGCUGCUCUAGUGCCUAGUCCCAACACCCCUGCCUGCUCUGAAAGAAAGUCAACUUUUUGUGUGUUCCUAAUGAGAAACUCAAAACUCCAUACUCUUUAAGCAUGUAUCAAUAGCUCUGGAUUAGGAGAGAAGAGAUUCCUCCCAGCAGUCUGGCAAAGCAGAGCACAACGUUCCCCAGCUCAUGCAAGGACAAACUACAUGCUGUGGGAGAAGCUGGCAGAAAGCUGUUUGGAAAACAGCACCUGCAAAGACUAGAGCUGUGCAAACCUUUGCAGUUCAGUUUGAGAGAAGGACCAAAGCUUUUCACCUGCCAAAGGAGGUGGCCUACCAAAAGAAGGACCAAAGCAUUUUCAGGACAAAAUAAAAGCCAGAUAUAAAACACAAGUCUAAUGCUUGUUGUCAUUGUAAAUGGCAAAAUGAGUUGCAGAGGCCUGUCUCAUGCAAUCUGCUUAACUGUGUGAACCAGAAGUCUUGAGAUGAAGAGGAUGGAGCAUUACUUGUUGAAGCUAUCAUGUAUCCUAAGUUUCCUCUCUUGACCUCCUUGGUGAGUCUGGUGAGAGAAGACAGCAAAUCUGGAAGUAAAUGGUGAAAAUGGACCAAAGGUGACAGAGAGCAAUGACUGAGCUGUAUUCCAAACUCCGUGGGAACCUGACUGGCCGCGUCCACUUUCCAACUCUGGCUACAGAAGCAGACACAAGAGCAGAUAAAUACUCCAGCCUCUACGUGUAUGUGGUAUUGUUCCUAACACUUCUGGCUAUCCUUCUCAUACUGCUUUUCUCCAUGCUCUUGCGCCUGAAGCAUGUUAUUGCCCCAAUCACCACGUCUCCAGAGAGCACUGAGAAUACAGUCCAGCAGUUCACAGAUGUGGAAAUGCACAGCAGGAUUCCUACCACUUAAAGACCCCAAAGCAAAAAGGCCUCUGUGCUUGUGAAACAGGUUUUGUUCUGCAAAAUGGUGGUGGAAAGAAUCUCUGCCUGUCUGUUGAGCCCUAGAACUUAUUGUACAACCAUCAACAGCAGCACAGAGCAUCUGGAGAGUGUCAGGCAGCUCAGACUGACUGGCUGGGGCCCACUGACUGUUGACACUACAUACAAUGUGUGUGCAACAGCCUCAGUAAAACUGACAUUACAGAAACCUGCUGUCAGGAAAGCCUCCUAUCCCUCCAAAAGGCCUUGAAGAAAAUGGUAAAAGCCACAAUGACAGCCAAAAACCCAGAGCAACAUGUACCAGAAUGUGUUCUGGAGCCUGGAUUUGCUGACCUAUCUCUCUGCCCUUAAAUUCCUUGUGAAGAGUUGAAUUAAGAAAGUGGAGUGGCAUCAACAGGAAAAGCCCACGGGACAUGUACAGAAAUUAUCAGUGGUUUUGAAAUUCUCAGGCAUUUAUCCCAUUCAAGAAGGAAAACCAUAAACUGCUUUUUCCCCACUUGAUUAGCAGAUUUACACAGCAGUUUCAGAAGUAUACAGAUGUGUCAUCACCUGCUGGAAGUAUUGGUUCCUGACAUUAAAAGCCAUACAGUGAAGAGUUGCAUUCCAGAUAGCAGAAAGAGAUGGAACUUUUAAAAGAGGAAAGAAAAUAAAAAUAAAAUUGAACAAAGGUUGAAAAUCAAAAGAAAGCAUCAGCAGGAAAUGAACAACAGGAGAAAAGUUACAAGACAUUCUACCUCUCUUUGCCUUUGUUCUCCAUUAGAUAACUGAGGUGAAUACAAUCAUAUUCGUGCUGUUUAGCCUCCCAAGUAUCAUUCAGUAAUUAAAAUGCAGUGUCAAGUGUGAGUCAAAUGGACAUCAUUCUAAACAGACCCAAAUUCCUAAGCCCAUUUCUUCUCAUCCUCAUGUUGGGUUUUCUUCCUCUAAAGACAGACCAGUUCUGCCAAAGCUUUUUCACUUUUCAUUUGUUUUCCUCCAAAGAAAGUUGAAGAAAUGCCAGGGCCUGGCACUGCAAUAAUGGAUAGCCUGAACAGCUUUGGACAUACACUAAUAGGGAACAUGGAGAUGGAAAGUAAACUCACUGAGCACUAAAAGAUAGCACUGGAUUCAAAUAUCCUGACAGAUCAUUUGGAACAGUGAGGAAAAAAAUGUUUCCUUAAAUUUAUGAAAUGAUAAUCUGACCCAAUCCUCUCACCUCUGACUGAUGCACAGAGAAAGACUUUGCUUCUGUGGAUGGGAAAGAUGGAAUCAAAUACAGCACGUUACUGCUGGGAGAGUCACUGCCUCUUACAGACAAACCUUGAGCAAGAUUGUUUGAGCUAUGUCUUUACAAGGCAUGAAUUUUACCCAUCCUCUCUUCUUUAUUUCAGUCUCAUUCUGGCUUAGCUAUAAAAGCCCUAUAUGCUUUCCACAUUUAUAUACACUUAUUUGCCAAUUCUUCUUUCUCCAAGGCUUGGAAAGCAUAAAAUCUCCACACAAAACCAGUGCUAAAAUUAGAGAAGACACUGACUCCAUGGACUUGUAUUAGUAACAAGAAACUGCUUCUCAAGUGCUUUGUGUACAACAGGCUCUUUAUUUACCUUUAAAAGUCUGUAUAUGGGUGAGCUAUUUGGUUUGGCUUUUAUAGCUGAUUGUGUUUGUAUGGAGAACAGAAUGAUAAGUAACAUCCAUACUGGAUACAGUUGGUCCACAGGCAGGACUAGUAUUUUCUCAGUGAUAUAUUUAGUAUGAAACUUUAAAAAUUGCUUCCUUAUUUAGAAUAGCACCUUUUAUACUCCAUUAACCACACAUAAGCAGGUUUAAUCUGUGAAAUAGCACAAUGACUGCAAUGCUCCAGGCUUGGGGAAGAAUGGCUGGAAAGCUGCUCAUGGAAAAGGACCUGGGGGGUGCUGGCUGAUGGAGCUGAACAUGAGCAGCUUGUGCCCAGGCAGCCAAGAAGGCCACCAGCAUCCUGGCCUGCAUCAGCACCAGUGGCAGCAGGGCCACGGCAGUGAUUGUCCUCCUGUACUGGGCACUGGUGAGGCCGCACCUCAAAUCCUGUGUCAGUUCUGCGACCCCCACUACAAGAGAGACAUUGAGGUACUGGAGUGGGGCCAGAGAACGGCAACGGAGCUGGGGAAGGGCCUGGCGCACAAGUGUGAUGGCGAACAGCUGAGGGACCUGAGGGGGUUUAG